This is a messenger RNA of Suillus fuscotomentosus, 989 nucleotides long. Its product is annotated as Alpha/Beta hydrolase protein. Lineage: Eukaryota; Fungi; Basidiomycota; Agaricomycetes; Boletales; Suillaceae. The transcript is spliced from 3 exons. The record is from RefSeq and is a predicted model, not a curated record. The coding region runs from base 139 to 891 and encodes 250 amino acids.
AACCUUAAACCAAAACUAUUCCAUCUGCCGGUAUAGGCACUCCCUCAACCUUUAAAAUGGGGACUGAGUUCCGAACCUCAUUCCAACAUCCUUCUCCGCUCUCAAAAUCUUGAAAAAGCCUGAUAUCAGCGUGCACAGAUGACCAUUUCAGCGACCCAGUGGGGUUCCCUCACCGCUACCAGACGAGCCCUGCUCAUUCAUGGCAUUACUAUGUCAUCGAAUUCCUGGGAGGGUCUCGCUCAACUAUUGGUGGCAGAAGGUUUCUUUAUUGUGGCCCCGAAUCUUCUUGCGCAUGCAGGGAGACAGGGUAAUACCGACUACCGUAUAUCCGCCUUUGCAGAGGACCUCCGACCAUAUUUCGUCAUGGACACGUCCUACGACGUAAUCAUCGGUCAUUCUUUCGGGGGUGCAGUGGCAGUAUCCCUCUUGCCAUUCUUGCCCAAAAUGAAAGAAACCACCGUUAUACUCCUCGAUCCUGGCCUUGAGUUUACAGAGGAACAGAACGAGAUGAACUUAAAUCUAUUUCUAAAGGAAACGGCGAAUAUCAAGCCUGUCGACGUGCAUAUGGCUAAGAAUCCUGCUUGGUCACGCCGUGACUGCGUGUUAAGAACGCUGGGAUUCUCCAUGUGCGAUCGUACGGCGGUCGAGGUUUUUCGGCAAAACAGUCCUUGGUCUUUCAAGAGCCUGCUUGAAAACAUCCCCCCUCACGUGAAGAUCACCGUGCUCGUGUCAGACCCAAAGUUCGGCGUUGGUAUUUGUAAGACCGAACACAUUCCUCGUGAUGUGGAAAGAUUGAAUGCUAGAGCUCUUACCGGUAUCGGUCACUGGAUUCAAUACGAGUGUCCAGAUGCUAUCAUGGAUGCAAUUCCGCUCCCAGGGGCAAGAUUAUGAGGAAGAAAUGGUCUCUUGAAAUCUAUAUAGUUGUUGGCUACCUUUUGCAGAAUCCUUAUUCGCAUAACGGUGGGCAAUGCCCUGUAUGAUGUUUGAGA